ACAAAUUCUCAUCUCAUCUCGUCCUCGCUUACUCUCUUUCUCUCCUCUCUCUCGACUCGCAUCAUCUGGGGAGAGAGAUAGAUAGCAUUUCAACCCUAGUUUUUUCCCGCCGCCGCCCACCAUGGCUUCCGAUCAGCUUCAGCAACAAGCGCAGCUCGCGAUGGUCCUCGGCUCCGAUACGGCGCCGUUCGAGACUCUCAUCUCCCACCUCAUGUCCUCUUCCAACGAGCAACGCUCCUCCGCCGAGGCUCUCUUCAAUCUCGCCAAGCAGACCAGUCCCGACACCCUCGCCUUGAAGCUCGCUCACCUUCUCCAGCUCUCUCCUCACCCCGAAGCUCGCGCCAUGGCCGCCGUCCUCCUCCGUAAGCUUCUCACGCGCGACGACGCUUACCUGUGGCCGCGACUCUCUCUCCCCACUCAAUCCUCACUCAAAUCCUCGAUGCUGUCUUGUAUCCAGCGCGAGGAGGCGAAAUCGAUCUCCAAGAAGAUUUGCGAUACGGUCUCCGAGCUCGCCUCGGGGAUCCUCCCGGAUAACGGAUGGCCGGAGCUGCUUCCGUUCGUUUUCCAGUGCGUGUCGUCGGAUUCGUCGAAAUUGCAGGAAUCGGCGUUUCUGAUCGUGGCGCAGUUGUCGCAGUACGUUGGGGAGACUUUGACUCCUCACAUCAAGCAUCUGCACGGCGUGUUUCUCCAGUGCUUGACUAGCGAAUCCGCUAGCUCAGACGUCAAAAUCGCCGCUCUCAACGCGGUGAUUAGUUUCGUUCAGUGUUUAUCGAACUCUAAUGAGCGUGAUAGGUUCCAAGACGUUUUACCUGCGAUGAUUAGGACGUUGACUGAGUCUCUUAAUAACGGGAACGAAGCAACGGCUCAGGAGGCGCUAGAGCUUUUGAUCGAAUUGGCUGGGACUGAGCCACGUUUCCUUAGACGGCAGCUUCUUGAUAUAGUUGGCUCGAUGCUUCAGAUCGCAGAGGCUGAGUCCCUCGAGGAGAGCACGCGACAUCUCGCGGUUGAGUUUUUGGUAACUUUGGCUGAGGCGCGUGAGCGUGCCCCGGGGAUGGUUAGGAAGCUACCUCAGUUUAUUGACAGGUUGUUUGCGGUUCUUAUGAAGAUGCUUGAGGAUGUUGAGGACGAUCCUGCUUGGUAUAGUGCUGAGACUGAGGACGAGGAUGCUGGUGAGACGAGUAACUACAGCAUGGGUCAGGAGUGUUUGGAUCGGUUAGCAAUUGCCUUGGGAGGGAACACCAUUGUUCCGGUUGCGUAUCAGCAGUUUUCUGCUUACUUGGUUGCCUCUGAGUGGCAGAAGCACCACGCUUCUUUGAUUGCGCUUGCUCAGAUUGCUGAAGGUUGCUCAAAGGUGAUGAUAAAAAAUCUACAGCAAGUGGUGUCCAUGGUUUUGAGCCAAUUUCAAAGUCCUCAUCCUCGCGUAAGGUGGGCAGCCAUAAAUGCCAUUGGACAAUUGUCUACAGAUUUGGGUCCUGAUUUGCAAAACCAACAUCAUCAGAGAGUGCUCCCUGCGCUUGCUGCUGCUAUGGAUGAUCUCCAGAAUCCACGAGUGCAGGCUCAUGCUGCUUCAGCAGUGCUAAAUUUCAGUGAGAAUUGUACACCUGAAAUAUUGGCACCUUAUUUAGAUGGAAUAGUGAGCAAGUUACUGGUGCUACUACAAAAUGGAAAACAAAUGGUGCAAGAAGGAGCUUUAACAGCUCUUGCUUCAGUUGCUGAUUCAUCACAGGAACACUUCCAAAAGUACUAUGAUGUUGUCAUGCCUUACCUCAAAACUAUCUUGAUGAACGCAACUGACAAGUCUAAGCGGAUGCUUCGUGCCAAAUCCAUGGAAUGCAUCAGUCUUGUUGGAAUGGCAGUUGGAAAGGACAAAUUUAAGGAGGAUGCUAGACAGGUCAUGGAAGUUCUUAUGUCAUUGCAAGGGACUGAAAUGGAGGCAGAUGAUCCAAUAACGAGCUAUAUGUUACAGGCAUGGGCUAGGCUUUGCAAGUGUCUAGGCCAAGAUUUUCUCCCAUACAUGGAUGUUGUGAUGCCUCCUUUGCUUCAGUCAGCUCAACUUAAACCAGAUGUAACAAUUACAUCUGCUGAUUCAGAAAAUGAAGCAGAGGAUUCUGAUGAUGAAAGCAUGGAGACCAUUAUCCUGGGAGACAAACGAAUAGGAAUCAAAACAAGUGUCCUAGAAGAAAAAGCCACAGCUUGUAACAUGCUUUGUUGCUAUGCUGAUGAGUUAAAAGAAGGGUUUUUUCCCUGGAUUGAUCAGGUUGCACUUACACUGGUUCCUUUGCUGAAAUUCUAUUUUCACGAAGAAGUUAGAAGAGCAGCUGUGUCAGCCAUGCCGGAACUAAUGCGCUCAGCUAAGCUGGCGAUAGAGAAAGGAGAAGCUCAAGGGCGCGAUCUAUCCUAUUUAAAGCAGCUUUCUGACUAUAUAAUUCCAAACAUGCUAGAAGCGUUGCAUAAAGAACCUGAUACAGAGAUCUGUGUGAGUAUGUUGGAAGCUAUCAAUGAAUGCUUGCAGAUCUCCGGAAAUCUAUUGGACGAAGGGAAAAUUAGAUCCAUAGUUGACGAGUUAAAGCAAGUUAUGACAGCAAGCUCUAGCAGGAAGCGAGAAAGGGGAGAGAGAGCUAAUGCUGAAGACUUUGACGCUGAAGAGGGGGAGCUUAUUAAAGAGGAAAAUGAGCAAGAGGAAGAAAUUUUUGAUCAGGUCGGUGAAAUAUUGGGAACACUGGUUAAGACAUUCAAGGCCUCGUUUCUCCCUUUCUUCGAUGAGUUAUCCUCUUACUUAACUCCUAUGUGGGGAAGGGAUAAAACCGCUGAAGAGAGAAGGAUUGCGAUAUGCAUUUUUGAUGAUGUUGCAGAGCAAUGCCGUGAUGCUGCCUUCAAAUAUUACGAUACUUAUCUUCCAUUCGUACUGGAAGCUUGCAAUGACGAGAGCCCAGAAGUUCGACAGGCUGCCGUUUAUGGGCUUGGUGUGUGUGCUGAGUUUGGCGGAUCUGUAUUCAAGCCUCUUGUUGGAGAGGCUCUGUCAAGAUUAAAUGUUGUGAUACAGCAGCCAAAUGCUCGGCAAUCUGAAAAUGCCAUGGCAUAUGACAAUGCUGUAUCCGCUGUGGGAAAGAUCUGCCUAUUUCACCGUGACAGUAUCGAUUCUUCUCAGGUACUUCCUGCGUGGUUGAACUGUUUGCCUUUAAGUAAUGAUGUUAUUGAAGCCAAAGUGGUUCAUGAUCAGCUCUGUUCAAUGGUUGAGAGGCAAGAUGUGGACCUUUUAGGCCCCAAUAACCAGUAUCUUCCUAAAAUUAUAACAGUUUUCGCUGAGGUGCUUACAGGGAAAGAUGUGGUGACACAAGAGACGGCAGGUCGUAUGGUUAAUAUACUAAGGCAACUUCAGCAAACACUGCCGCCAUCGGCAUUGGGCUCAAUAUGGUCAACACUGAAACCCGAACAGCAACACGCUCUCCAAUCCAUGCUUUCAUCCUAAACGCACACCAAUCUGUUCAUUUACAGUGUCUUGUGAGCUUUAUUUUUCCACCACAAAGCGUCGUCAGUUUUGCAUUCAUGUGUUUACAUUAUUUUUGGGUUUGCAUUAUUCACCAUUUGUUGUUGGGAGGGAUGAAGAAUGGGUCUAGUCCUUCAUAAGUUAUGAAAUGAAAUUUCUAUCGCUAUGGUAGGAAAGUGUAUAUUAGAAGGGAAGGAAAGUUUGUGAAAUUGGUAAGCGUCAGUUGGGAAUUUGGUUGGGUUGUGACUCCCUGAAAAGACAGGUUCGAUGUUGGCUUUAUGUUUGGGAGAAAGAUGAAGUUUUUGUUCUUUUUUUUUUGUAUUAAAGUGAGAAUUUUGAAGUAAAUCAUUCUUUACACAUAUUGCUAUUGUUGAUUUGUGAUCUU
Messenger RNA from Brassica oleracea var. oleracea, 3872 nucleotides. RefSeq names its product importin-5-like. Gene Ontology annotation, biological process: protein import into nucleus. Gene Ontology annotation, cellular component: cytoplasm; nucleus. Gene Ontology annotation, molecular function: nuclear import signal receptor activity; protein binding. NCBI's taxonomy places the organism in Eukaryota, Viridiplantae, Streptophyta, Magnoliopsida, Brassicales, Brassicaceae. The record is from RefSeq and is a predicted model, not a curated record. The transcript is spliced from 20 exons. The coding region runs from base 122 to 3469 and encodes 1115 amino acids.